UACUCCUACGGCGUCUCAGGUGCCCGUAUCAUCAACAUCAUCAGUGUCGGUUCAACCUCUCAGUGCACGGCGGCCUCACCGUCGCCGCCGCGAGUUGGAGCCUGGUGAUCACGCUUCCUCCUCCUCCGGAGUCGAUGGUGGGGCCUCCCAACCAGCUAAAAAAAACACCAGGGGGCCUAAUCGAAUGCUAAAGGAGGCACAGGCUGUACGUAUGUCCGCCUCCUUGAUCAAGAUUGCAUAUGACUCGCAACAUCGUGGAGCGGCUACCUCACAGCAGCAUAGCAGCGUUGUUACUAGCUGUGGUUAUGUUAUUCGGAAUUGUUGUCCUAUGCGGUGGGAGUCUUGGGCACGAAUUCCCGAGGAGACGAAGAAACUGGUGCGAGACAAGUUGUCGGUCAAUUUUGAUGUUAAGGACUUAUCCCCUGAGGUCAGUGCCUACUUAGAGGGGACCUUAGCAAACCGGUACAAAGAUUGGAAGAGCGUUUUUCACACGCAUUUUCAGCUAUGGGAUGAUCCGGAGAUUGCUCGCCUAGAGGGUUGCCCAAACGAGUUGAGGGACCGGCCAGAGGAUUGGGAGUGGCUCUGUAAACAUUUUAUGGAUCCAAAAUUUGUGGUAUGUACAUAAUACUUUAAUAAUAAUUUACUGUUUUUGUUAUCUUUUUAAGCUUUU
Molecule: messenger RNA, 670 nt
Organism: Pyrus x bretschneideri (Chinese white pear)
Lineage: Eukaryota; Viridiplantae; Streptophyta; Magnoliopsida; Rosales; Rosaceae
Exons: 3
Coding region: 185-625 (146 amino acids)
Source: RefSeq, a predicted model, not a curated record